GAACUCCAUUCCGUCGAUUACAUCAUAGGAAAAACAAAAAAAAAGACUUCCUUUAUCGUCUUUCGACAGAACUCUUUUGGUUUUAAUGCGUUUCUUCCUCAGUGCCAGGAAGCUCCAAUAGAGGAGGUGCAAAACUCUCUUUUAUUUUGUUUAAAGUUAAGAUUUCUGAAGAUGGAAAAAGGAUACCCACCAGAGGUAUCUGCUCCACCAUACCCUGGGCCACCUAUGCACCAUUGGGGUGCAGAACAACAGCCAGGGGGGUACCCUCAGCCAGGGGGAUACCCACAGCCAGGGGGGUACCCUCAGCCAGGGGGGUACCCUCAGCCAGGGGGGUACCCACAGCCAGGGGGAUACCCACAGCCAGGGGGGUACCCUCAGCCAAGGGGGUACCCUCAGCCAGGGGGGUACCCUCAGCCAGGGGGGCACCCUGCAGCGCCUCAAUCUACUAUUUACCAGGGAGGUGUUGCUUUUGCUCCGGUCCAGGCUGUACCUACCACAACAGUGACUCAAAUCCUAGUAGGAUCGGUACUACAUGACGUCCCAGGACACACUGUAUGCACCAACUGUCAGAAGUCAGUGAUCACCAGGGUAGAGCACAGUGCCGGCAUGUUGAGCUGGCUCAUCUGCGGUGCCCUUGCCCUUUUUGGGUGUCUGCUUUUCAGUUGUAUCCCAUUUUGCGUUGAUUCCUGUAAAGAUGUGGAGCAUUACUGUCCUUCCUGCAACAGAGUCAUCUACAUAUAUAAGCGAAUGUGAAACUGACUGUCAAUGGGGGAGAAUACCUCAAUGCUUAUCUGCAGCCUUACUUGUUCUAACAUUCUUUUGAUACUGAUAAAAAAUUGCUCUUAUCCUAUGCUAAGACUGUUACUGUUAUUUUCUGACUUUUUCAAGUUUGAAUGCUCAUGAUUUGUGCAUCACACUGAGUCAUAUUCAGCAGUCAGUGGAACAUUUGUAAUUCAUUGAACAACGGUUAAAAACAAGCAAACGUGCCAAUGAAAAUAAAGACAAACUGAACUGAGCACUUACUAGUACGCUGUGCGUCUUCUCAUGCUGUUAUUGCUGUCACUGGGAGGAGAACUAGUUAGCUGGUAGCUCACGGGGUUCCCACCAGUAUAUUGCAAGCCCGGCAGCUCGCCAGGCCAGAGCUGACUCCCUACUGGGCCUAGGCAUCAGGGACUUUGUAUUUUUAAGAUGUUUUUUAAAACUAAAUACAAGUAGCAAACUUCUUGAAGCAAUAACUCAGUGCAUAUGUUGUUUGUGUAAAGCUAGUGAGAGUGUGGCUGAGAAAGAGAGACAGACUGAAAGAGAAAGAGUUUGAUGGUGAGAAGCUGUGCAGUGUGUACAGUUUGUCUGUGAAUAAAUGCUACAACUUAACAAGCCCCAA
Molecule: messenger RNA, 1381 nt
Organism: Cottoperca gobio
Lineage: Eukaryota; Metazoa; Chordata; Actinopteri; Perciformes; Bovichtidae
Product: lipopolysaccharide-induced tumor necrosis factor-alpha factor homolog
Exons: 5
Coding region: 172-753 (193 amino acids)
Cellular component (GO): cytoplasmic side of late endosome membrane; nucleus; cytoplasmic side of lysosomal membrane
Molecular function (GO): zinc ion binding
Source: RefSeq, a predicted model, not a curated record